Uloborus diversus is the source of this 1008-nucleotide messenger RNA. Its product is annotated as protein GVQW3-like. NCBI's taxonomy places the organism in Eukaryota, Metazoa, Arthropoda, Arachnida, Araneae, Uloboridae. The transcript has a single exon. Gene Ontology annotation, molecular function: nucleic acid binding. The coding region runs from base 1 to 1008 and encodes 335 amino acids. The record is from RefSeq and is a predicted model, not a curated record.
AUGACUGAACUUGUUGAGCAAAGAUACUGCAUCAAAUUUUGUCAAAAACUUGGUGAUUCUCAAUGCGAAACAAUUCGUAAGAUUCAGCAGGUGUUUGGAGAAGAUGCGAUGGGUGUAACCCAAAUUAAGGAGUGGUUCAACCGAUUCAAAAAUGGCCGCACAUCAGCGGAGAGUGACGAGCGUUCUGGCAGGCCCCAAAUUGCUCGGAGUGCAGCUGUUGUUGAGAGGGUGCGAAAUUUGGUAAUGACAGAUCGUCGUUUGACCGUGCGGGAGAUUGCCCAAGAGGUUGGAGUGAGUAAAGAUUCGGCACAUGCAAUUUUGCGUGAUGAUUUGAACAUGCACAGAGUGGCUGCGAAAUUCGUGCCCAAGUUGCUGUCACCGGAACAAAAAGACCUCCGCCUUGAAGUUGCACAGGACCUUCUGGACACCGCCAACGCUGAUCCUGGGUUUCUGAGCACCGUGAUAACUGGAGAUGAGUCAUGGGUGUACGGGUACGACCCAGAAACAAAAAGACAGUCGUCGCAAUGGAAGCAUCCCGAGUCUCCAAGACCGAAGAAAGCGCGACAGGUGCGAAGCAAAAUCAAGGUGCUGCUGACUGUCUUCUUUGAUGUCCGUGGAAUUGUGCAUCACGAAUACGCACCGCAAGGACAAACAGUGACAAAGGAGUACUAUCAGGAUGUUCUCCGUGACGCAGUUCGGCGCAAAAGACCAGACAUGUGGACGGCGAAAAACUGGCAACUGCAUCACGACAACGCCCCCGCACAUUCAUCCCACUUGAUCCAAAAUUUCUUGGCCAAACAUGGAAUUUCAACCGUUCGCCAACCUCCCUACUCUCCAGACAUGGCUCCUUGCGACUUCUGGUUGUUUCACAAAUUGAAGACCCCACUGAAAGGAUCCCGAUUUGAAAGUAGAGAAGAGAUAAUGCGGAACGCGACGACGGGAGAUGAACACCAUUCCAAAAGAAGACUUCCAGAGGUGUUUCCGGCAGUGGAAGGAUCGGUGGGCUAA